Molecule: messenger RNA, 546 nt
Organism: Selaginella moellendorffii
Lineage: Eukaryota; Viridiplantae; Streptophyta; Lycopodiopsida; Selaginellales; Selaginellaceae
Product: protein WALLS ARE THIN 1
Exons: 4
Coding region: 1-546 (181 amino acids)
Cellular component (GO): plasma membrane
Molecular function (GO): transmembrane transporter activity
Source: RefSeq, a predicted model, not a curated record
AUGGAGGAGAAGAAAGCUGAUUUUGCUAUCGAUUCAGAAGAGAUACAUGUUCCAUUACCUCUUCCACCUGCAGCUACUGCUAAUAGCAUUAGAUUUUUUGAUAAUGAGCAACCAAUCUCAUUACCUUCUUCCCGGCUUCGAUUUCAUGUCGUUCUCAUUGUUGCCCAAGCAGGUUUUGCAGGCUACGAAGUCUUGGUCAGGCGGAGAUUUGGCAAGGGCAGUUCUAUAAUUGUCUACUCUGUGUACAAAAAUUGUCUUGGCUUCAUGGUGCUGAGAUUUCUCUCCUCCUUUGUGGAAAAAGUUUGUGUAAGCGAGCUAUGCUACCUACAAGGGCUUAAGUAUACAACACCAAUAUUUGCCUCAGCCAUGCGGAAUGUGAUUCCGGCCUUCACUUUCAUUUUUGCUCUGAUCUUCAGGAUGGAGAAGGUUGAUAUUGAGAAAAGUCAUGGUAUUGUCAAGUUGGUCGGGACUAUCUUACUUAUAUGCGGAUGGAUGACACUUUUAGUUUACAAAGGUCAAGAGCUUUUGAUGAGUCACUUCUCGUAA